AUGGCGCGCAGUAUUGCUGACCUUCAACAAGUAAGCAAAGUGCUUGGGCUUCGAGAUGAUGAGCCACCUCGGCAAAUACCAUUGAAUGAGGCAACGUUUGCUUUCGUGAAGUCGUCGAUAUGGCCAAGUGCCGGGCCCGGCACUGUUGCGGCUCUGCAACGAGCCGCCAAGAUUCUCAUAAACGCCGGCGCGCAUGUUGUUGAAGUCACGUUACCUUCUGAGUUCGACGAUAUACUCUCUUUGCAGAACGAGAUACUGGAGGCCGAAAUUGGUGUAGCUUUCCACAGAGAAUAUAGCACCUCGCGGGACCAGAUCGGUGACUAUCUCGCAAGUAUUGCACAGACUGCUCACACGGGGUCGAAGAAAGCAUACGUGAGAGCUCUGGACAAGGUUGCGGCGCUGAGACCAAAGAUGGACGAGAUCGCUGACCGGUACACGGCGAUUGUCACACCCAGUGCCAUAGACGUGGCACCUAAAGGGACGGGAACCGGUAGCUCAGACUUCAACGCCAUGUGGACGGCCCUUCAUAUGCCCGUCAUUAAUGUUCCUGGAUUUAAGGGUGAGGAUGACAUGCCUGUGGGGCUAUCUCUUGUCACAUCGAGGUUUUGUGACGAGCAUCUACUCCAAGUUGCGCGGCAAGUAGGUGGUCUCUUCGCCGCCAAGGGAGGAGAUAUCUGA
This is a messenger RNA of Colletotrichum gloeosporioides, 678 nucleotides long. RefSeq lists its product as uncharacterized. NCBI's taxonomy places the organism in Eukaryota, Fungi, Ascomycota, Sordariomycetes, Glomerellales, Glomerellaceae. The record is from RefSeq and is a predicted model, not a curated record. The transcript is spliced from 2 exons. The coding region runs from base 1 to 678 and encodes 225 amino acids.